GCGCGCUGACGUAUGAACCAAUUGUUAAAUGAUAUAUAGUUUUUCCAAGAAUUAAUUCCAUAUCGUUUUCCCAAUAAUUAGUUGUCAGCAACUGAAGCCAGGUCACAGUAAUCCAAGCUCAAGAAUCAUUUGACGAAACCUCUGCGAUGUCUAAGUUGUGCCAGAGAUUGGAGGAAAAAUGCGAUCACACCCCUAACGAUGCGCAAGUUGUUGAAACCAUAACUUGUCAAUUUGCGAUGUUACCCCCCAUAAAGUGCUCGUGACAGACGUAGACGUGCCAGCCAAAAGCUUGCAAGUGAAAAGCAAAAUCCUCCCGUGCAAGUCUGCGUUUUUGCUAUUGGACCUUUUUAAGAACGUGCCUAACAAGAAUCGGUGGAAGAAUAUUACCACUUUGCUUCAUGGAGCGUUCGACUCUACUGGUGGGCACGAUUUUUAUUUCAUCGUUUUUCUUGAUCAUAACACUGUGGAGUGAAACAAGCUAUCCACGAUUCAAGCCUUGGAAUGAAACAAGUCAUCCACGAUUCAAGCCUUGGAAUGAAACGAGCAACAGGACAGAAAUCGCAUCCGAUCGAACUUGCUUCAGUAAUGACACCAAAAUCAUUUUGUUCUACACUGCUUAUUUUGGUGACAAACCAUGGCCCACAGCCAAAUCCACGGAAGAGUAUCUUUCGAAAUGUCCGACAAAAAAAUGCAAAAUAACCUAUGAUGUACGCGAUAUAGGAAAAAGUGAUCUAGUUAUUUUUCAUGUUCGUGAUAUACUACGUUCUGUUACAUCGGAAAAAAUUCAACAGAUUCACAAGAACCGGUCCCCACAGCAAAGAAUGGCGUUUCUUACCCAUGAAUCCAUUGUCAAUGAGGCAGAUUUAAAGAACCGUCUUUCUUGGCCGGAGGGGUUCUUUAAUUGGACAAUAUCUUACAAAAGGGAGUCAGAUAUUUACUAUCCUUAUGGAGCUUAUUUUCCCUUGCCGUCAGCGGAGAGACCAACGAAAAUUCCUAACUAUGCAGCUGGGAAAACCAAAUCUGUGUCAUGGGCUGUUUCAAAUUGUGGGAGAGCUCGAGAUAAGUACGUAAAAAAACUUUUGAAAUACAUUAAAGUUGAUAUAUAUGGCGGCUGUUCGGGAAGAUUUGGCCAAAACAAUAAUUGCCCGCGAUCAAGAAAUUGCGAUGAUAUUUUCAGCACAUAUAAGUUUUAUCUGGCAUUUGAAAACAGCGUGUGUCCUGAUUACAUUACUGAGAAAUUUUGGCGCACAUUUGGUUGGAAUUCAGUGCCUAUAACACUGACAAGAGAUUUCUAUACACCAGAUAUAGUCCCUCCAGGCUCGUUUAUAAGUGUGCAAGACUUUCCAUCUAUUAAGGCUUUAGCGGAAUACCUGUUGUACCUCGACAAAAAUGACACUGCUUAUAAUGAAUACUUCACAUGGAAAAAAGAAUUCGUCGCUAGACUGAUGACUGGAUUUCCACAUACAGCCUGUGACGUAUGUGAUGCUCUUCACGAUGAAUGUGUUAAACCCAAAUUUUAUAAAGAUAUAUUCAAAACUUAUUGGAACGAUGGUGCUCGUUGCAAUGAAAACCACAGGAAACUUUUACAACUUAUAGAUAGUGAGGAAGAGUGAUCAAUGUAAGUCAAAAAUCCAUGCAGCCUAGUCUGGGGUAAUUGUGGCAAAAAAUUAUCUAACAAGCUACUAAAACUACAAAACCGAGCUGCACGUGUAAAAAAUUCAUCAAACUAUGACGUAGAUGUCGAAUCCUCGGUUACCCAAUAACCCACGUGUAAAUUUAUAAGGUAAAAUGAAUCAAACUAUUCUCUGAGGGACUCGGUAAACAAACUUGUUGUCCCCUUUCCAAGGACUAACUACUUGAAAAAUAGUUUUAGUUAUAGCGGCGCAACCCCAUGGAAUAGCUUACCCUGUAAAAUUAGAGAGUCUGGUUCAUUUUACCAAUUUAAAUACCUUCUCUAUCGUAAUUUUUAAAAACGGCAUUCAUGGAAAUCAGGUUUUUAAGUGGCACAUUGUUGUAAGUUAAUAUAAUUUUAAGAUUAGGAUUUUUAGGUUCUUAGGAUAAUAGCCAUUGUAUUGGAAUUUUUUGCACCCGAUAAGUUUUUACCGUGUAUAAAUAAUGAUUAAAUAACUAGAUAAAUGAAUAAAUUUGAUGUUCAAAUGUAA
Messenger RNA from Pocillopora damicornis (cauliflower coral), 2162 nucleotides. Its product is annotated as core alpha-(1,3)-fucosyltransferase. Gene Ontology annotation, cellular component: membrane. Gene Ontology annotation, molecular function: fucosyltransferase activity. Lineage: Eukaryota; Metazoa; Cnidaria; Anthozoa; Scleractinia; Pocilloporidae. The record is from RefSeq and is a predicted model, not a curated record.